AUGACUUCGCGAUACAGUACCGAACAUACCGCUGCGCAACGAGGUGAGCUCCCAUGGACGCCGGAAAUGCUUGUACCGCCACUCCAGCAUCCGAAUUCCAACUGGUUCCCUUUUCCGGGAUACGUGCAUAUGUUUGCCAAGUCCGCUCUGUACGAUCCGGUCCAACUGGCGCAAUAUGGCUACAACCCAUACAGCAACUUCGUCGUGCCGCAAGGUCAUCCUUUUGCUAUGCCACCGUUUGAUUCGGUCGGUUUCCAAACUGAAAAUGUGGAGAAAGCACACCACGACACAACUGCCAGCCAGCCGGGCGACGUUUACGCUAAUUUCCGGGAAAGGGAUGUCGAUGGCAACUGCGAAUACCAGGAGAAAGGACCGGAACACCAUUUCCGCGGCAAACACAGUGUCCAGCAGCAAAAUUGUGUUUUCAACGGGAAUGCCAAAGCCGCCGGGGACAUCGUUGACCGAAAAGCACCUACGCGGUCAACGCGUCAGCACAAAGUCAAACGCAGCCGAACAACGUUCAAUGACGAUCAGCUGCGAGUUCUGGAGGAGCAUUUCAAGGGUGAACAGUACAUUAAUGCCACACAGCGGUUGGAGUUGGCCCAGUUUCUGGGAUUAUCGGAGGCGCAGAUUAAGAUCUGGUGGCAGAAUCGCCGCAUUAAGCACCGUAAAGCACACGCGAAGAGUGCCACACGAAGGGAGGCGGAUGUGCAGUCUGACGUUGUCCGCGACACCGAAGACCACCGUGAACCGGGUUAUUUGCCAAUGCCCAAUUGCUCUUACCCGUAUCUGCACAAUUAUUAACGUUUUUUGUACGAAUGCACUUCUAAACUAAAUUCGAAAGGAACCUGAACAGUGAUUUUACGUAGAAGUACUCAUAUACUCAUUUACGUAGAAGCACUCACUUACUUGAUGCAUGCCUGCGAGUUAUUGUUAAUUUUUGUACUAGUACUUACUUCUAUCGUUAUUUUCUUAUUAUCGCAAAUGACGAAGAGGAACUUAGUUGCAUUCAUUUUAUCGAAGUUUGUUCUUUAAUUUUCAUUGCGCUUACUGUGAUU
This is a messenger RNA of Paramacrobiotus metropolitanus, 1058 nucleotides long. Its product is annotated as protein zerknuellt-like. Gene Ontology annotation, molecular function: DNA binding. The record is from RefSeq and is a predicted model, not a curated record. Lineage: Eukaryota; Metazoa; Tardigrada; Eutardigrada; Parachela; Macrobiotidae. Bases 1 to 804 code for a protein of 267 amino acids. The transcript has 2 exons.